This is a messenger RNA of Diversispora eburnea, 189 nucleotides long. Lineage: Eukaryota; Fungi; Glomeromycota; Glomeromycetes; Diversisporales; Diversisporaceae. The record is from the annotation of a GenBank genome assembly.
AUGGGAGAUAAUAAAGGUUAUCCAGGACCAGAUUAUUAUCCUCCACCACCUCCACCUCAAGGUAAUUAUCCUCCGCCACCACCACAAGUUAUUGUUCAACCGGCACCCAAGAAAAAUGAUAAUGCUGGAUUAUGUGCUGGAUUAGCACUGGGCGCUUGCUUAUGUUGUUGUUUAGACGCGUGUUUUUAA